GAACUUUGGAAUACCGGACCAGUCAUCAGUCUUCAUGCACUCUAUCUUUAUAAACCAAAAUUUCAAUAAAAAUUUCAUUUUCUUAUGGUUUGGCCAACAAUGGAUGAUAGCCCCUUGCCAGUCCUGACUAUACCAACUGUUCCGUACAACGACCAGAAGCCAGGAACUAGUGGAUUAAGGAAGAAGACCUACGUUUAUGAGACCAAGACAAACUACCUGCAGAAUUUUGUUCAGAGUAUAUUUUAUUCCAUUGAUCUGAGAGAUCGGCAAGGAUCCACCGUGGUUGUUGGAGGCGAUGGCCGUUAUUUUAAUAAGACUGCUGUAGAAAUUAUAGUGCAAAUGGCAGGAGCGAAUGGGAUCGGUCGCUUGGUAAUCGGACAAAAUGGGAUCCUAUCCACCCCGGCUGUGUCCUGCAUCAUCAGGAAAAUCAAAGCCAUCGGGGGCAUCAUCCUAACAGCCAGCCACAACCCCGGUGGACCCAACGGAGACUUCGGCAUCAAAUUCAAUACUGCCAACGGAGGGCCAGCUCCCGAGGCUGUUACAGACAAGAUAUUUCAAAUCAGCAAAACUCUUGAGGAGUAUGUCAUCUGUCCCGACCUGAAAGUAGACCUGACCACCAUUGGGAAGCAGCAGUUUGACCUAGAAAACAAAUUUAAGCCAUUCACAGUUGAGAUCGUGGACUCAGUAGAGUCUUACGCAAACAUGCUGAGGAACAUCUUUGACUUUGCUGCCUUGAAAGAGCUGCUCUCAGGCCAAAAACAACUGAAGAUCCGGUUAGAUGCCAUGCAUGGAGUCAUGGGUCCUUACGUGAAGAAGAUUCUGUGCGAGGAGCUGGGGGCCCCAGCAAACUCUGCGGUGAACUGUGUACCCCUGGAGGACUUCGGGGGUCACCACCCUGACCCCAACCUGACCUACGCUGCUGAUCUAGUGGAGACCAUGAAGGGAGGAGAGUACGACUUCGGAGCUGCUUUUGAUGGGGACGGUGAUCGUAAUAUGGUUCUGGGAAAGCAUGGAUUCUUUGUGAACCCCUCUGAUUCCGUGGCUGUCAUUGCCGCUAAUAUCUUCAGUAUUCCAUACUUCCAGCAUACAGGGGUGCGAGGGUUUGCACGGAGCAUGCCAACCAGUGGUGCCUUGGAUAACGUUGCAAAAGCGACAAAAAUCUCUAUGUAUGAGACUCCAACCGGUUGGAAGUUCUUUGGGAAUUUAAUGGAUGCCAACAAACUGUCCCUGUGUGGAGAAGAAAGCUUUGGCACAGGUUCUGAUCACAUCCGCGAGAAGGAUGGCCUGUGGGCUGUGCUGGCGUGGCUCUCCAUCCUUGCCACGCGCAAGCAGAGCGUGGAGGACAUCAUGAAGGAACACUGGCAGAAGUUCGGUCGCAAUUUCUUCACCAGGUACGACUAUGAAGAAGUGGACUCUGACGCUGCCGGUAAGAUGAUGAAGGACCUGGAGGCAGUGAUUCUGGACCGGGCCUUCAUUGGGCAGAAGGUCUCAGUGGGGGACAAGACAUACACUGUGGAGAAAUCUGACGACUUUCAAUACAGCGAUCCUGUGGAUGGCAGCAUCUCUAGAAAUCAGGGUCUGAGAAUCGUUUUCUCCGAUGGCUCCCGAGUCAUCUUCCGACUCAGUGGGACCGGCAGUGCUGGAGCGACGAUCAGGCUGUACGUUGACAGCUAUGAGAAGGACCUGCAGAAAAUAUACCAGGAUCCACAGGUUAUACUGGCUCCCCUUGUCACCAUUGCCCUGAAGAUUUCGGAGCUUCAUGAAAGAACUGGUCGAUCCGGCCCCACUGUCAUCACAUAAACUCAAAGUACCCUAAACAAAGUCAAGAGAUGUAUAUGUGCAUAUUGGGGAAAAUGUGAAAAAUAACAAAAAACAAUAGAACAGAAAUGACACUAAUUCAGUUAUGACUGUAGUCUUCCACUUGUUCAUGUGGGUUUUGACCAACUUGUACCGUCAGAUUGCUUGAAAUGUUAAAGUAAAAAAAAAAAAAAAAAUUGAAUAAAAAUGUUUUUGAAAAACAA
Polyodon spathula (Mississippi paddlefish) is the source of this 2021-nucleotide messenger RNA. Its product is annotated as phosphoglucomutase-1-like. The record is from RefSeq and is a predicted model, not a curated record. The transcript has 11 exons. Gene Ontology annotation, molecular function: phosphoglucomutase activity; magnesium ion binding. Bases 85 to 1800 code for a protein of 571 amino acids. Gene Ontology annotation, cellular component: cytosol. Lineage: Eukaryota; Metazoa; Chordata; Actinopteri; Acipenseriformes; Polyodontidae. Gene Ontology annotation, biological process: carbohydrate metabolic process.